AUGUACGUUCUCGGUGACAAAAAAUCAAUAUUCUUCUAUGUUCGACUCAUUGUUCUCGGAUUUAUCUCUACUGUCCUACUUUUCUGGUUGUAUCGGAGUUCCAGACAUUUUCACAAAAAACUACUUCGCAAUUACGUCCGCUGGAAUCAUUCGAUGAAUACCACCUCAAUCCCUUGCGAAGACCUUCUGUACGAGUGGAGCCCCGAUCAACAAGUUUUAUUGAUUGAUUUGGAGUUUUUGGAAAAAUUGGAUAAUGAGGCGGAAGGAUGUAUGUGGAAUGUGACGGACAGAAUUCGGAUCGCUUUGGACAUCAAGUCCUUCUCGAAUCCUCUCCCCAAUUAUACCCGAUUCGAUAUUGCCUAUUAUUCGAAUAACUCCAGCAAAGACUACUUGAAGUUCCAUAUCGAUGGCCCAAGGAUUAUACCCAAAAAAUUCGAUACUCGUUGGGCUGGGAACAUCGAGGUUCCGAAAGAUUCGAAGAGAUUUGCUGGAUUUUGGCGUAGAUCAAAAUUUCAGGAGUGUCUAGCGCUCGAUAUGAAUAGGAAGGAUACGGAUAAGCCCCCCGUCCUCCCCGCACAAUCAUCCACAAACACCUUAUCCUUACUCCGAGAUGAACUAAUCGAUAUGGGAAUGUACCCCUAUUUAAACAGUGGGACACUACUCGGAUGGUAUCGUGAAUGUACAGUAAUCCCACAUACCAAAGAUAUGGAUUUGGCGGUUUUCAAGGAGAACUACAAUCCGGAGUACGCGGAGAAAGUUUUGAGAGGAGAGACUGAUUUCAAGUUGAUUCGGAAACUGGGAAGGUUGGAAGACUCCCUUGAGCUUACAGUAACCCCUGAUGGACGGAAUAAUCCGAGGAUAGAUAUAUUCUUGAUGUAUGAUUAUGUGAAGGAUGGGAAAUUGGUGUACCGAUAUACUCCUGGUCUUGAAGGCGACGGCACGAAAAUCAGAUUCACUCAUUUCGUACUAGACCAAUCUUGUGCCGCAGACCUUCAUGAUCAUAUUUUUUGGGUGCCGUGUGAUGCGAAAGAGCAGUUGAAGCACGAAUACGGUCCACUAUGGUAUCAAGAUCACCCAUCUGAACAGUAUGAUUGGAACAAGUCGCCAAAGAAUAUUGUGAUUGCGGGGAAAUUUACGAAAAAGGAGUUGAGGAAGUAUUAUGUAGAGCAUAAAUAG
Messenger RNA from Caenorhabditis remanei, 1176 nucleotides. RefSeq lists its product as uncharacterized. The record is from RefSeq and is a predicted model, not a curated record. Lineage: Eukaryota; Metazoa; Nematoda; Chromadorea; Rhabditida; Rhabditidae. Bases 1 to 1176 code for a protein of 391 amino acids. The transcript is spliced from 9 exons.